AUGAGUUCUACCGUCCCCAAGCCCAAGGUCACUCACCUUGGGAGUAUCGACCAUGCACAGACAGCUUGGAAUGCACUGGGUAAAAUAGCAGAGCUAGUCGAGUCAUCGGCAAUCAACCGAGCCGAGUUCAUCCAAGAGUGCAAAGACGGCAAGCUGGAUGGCGUUGUUGCGACAUACCAAACAAUUGGCUCCGUAGCCCUAACAGGGCUCGUAGACGAGGAGCUAUUGAACGUGCUCCCAAGCUCACUCCGUUAUAUUGCGCAUUGCGGAGCCGGAUCUGAUCAAGUGGAUGUUCACGCCUGCAGUGCACGCAACCCCCCGAUCCGAGUCUCCAAUGUCCCAACUGCAGUGGACGAUGCCACCGUCGACGUGAACAUGUUCUUAAUCCUCGGCGCAAUGCGCAACUUCAGCGCCGGUAUGACCGCCUUGCGCGAGGGCAAGUGGCGUGGCAACCCGGCGCCUCCUCUUGGCCAUGACCCCGAAGGAAAGGUUCUUGGGAUUCUGGGAAUGGGUGGCAUUGGACGUAAUUUGAAGAAGAAGGCGGAGGCUUUUGAGAUGAAGGUCAUCUAUCAUAACCGCCGCAAGCUCAGUGAUGAGAUGUCUGCUGGUGCUUAA
Messenger RNA from Penicillium digitatum Pd1, 615 nucleotides. RefSeq names its product Glyoxylate reductase. Gene Ontology annotation, molecular function: oxidoreductase activity, acting on the CH-OH group of donors, NAD or NADP as acceptor; NAD binding. The record is from RefSeq and is a predicted model, not a curated record. Lineage: Eukaryota; Fungi; Ascomycota; Eurotiomycetes; Eurotiales; Aspergillaceae.